AUGAUGAAGAUAAAGACCCCGAAGAAAGGAAGAAUCAAGCGAGACCUAGAAAAACGUGCCCCUAAACUUGUGGAGACUGCUAAGAAGACGUUAAUACUGCACGGCACAAAAACUAGCAGUGUGUUGAAUUCACUACUGACAGAAAUAUAUCAUCUGAAGAAGGAUAAUGCCGUCAAGUAUUCGCGGAGAAAUGACAAUAUUAGACCGUUCGAGAGUGGCGGCGAAACGUCUCUGGAGUUUUUCUCGCUCAAAACGGAUUGCAGUUUGUUUGUGUUUGGUUCUCAUUCAAAGAAGCGGCCAAACAAUCUUGUUAUUGGACGAACCUAUGAUCACCACAUUUAUGAUCUUGUGGAGAUUGGGGUUGAAAAUUUCAAAAGCUUGAACUCUUUCACAUACGAUAAAAAAUUGGCCCCUCAAAUUGGGUCGAAACCCUUUUUUGCUUUCAUAGGAGAAGGUUUUGAGAGUGUCGAAGAGCUGAAGCAUUUAAAAGAAAUUUUACUUGACUUGUUUCACGGAGAGGUUGUGACUAAUUUGAACCUAGCUGGACUGGACCGCGUAUAUGUUUGCACAGCCGUAUCCUCAACCAAAAUAUUCUUUACUCAUUGUGCACUCCGACUUAAAAAGUCUGGCACUGUAGUGCCAAGGAUGGAGUUGGUUGAAGUUGGUCCAUCCAUGGAUAUGGUGGUUCGAAGACAUCGUCUUCCCGAUGACAGCCUGAGAAAAGAAGCAAUGAAGAUAGCCCCUGAAUUAACAAAGAAAAAGGAGAAAAAUGUUACCAAAGAUGCAAUACAAGGGAAAAUUGGGAAGAUAUAUAUUCCAGAUCAAAAGGUUGGAAGUGUGGCACUACCUCACAAAGCAAAGGGGGUGAAGAGGGAGCGACGUGAAGCAAAAAUGAAAGACGAGGUCCACAGGUCUGCAGACAAGAAGCAGAAACAGCAUUCGGAGUGA
This is a messenger RNA of Fraxinus pennsylvanica, 948 nucleotides long. Lineage: Eukaryota; Viridiplantae; Streptophyta; Magnoliopsida; Lamiales; Oleaceae. The record is from the annotation of a GenBank genome assembly.